Messenger RNA from Ectocarpus siliculosus, 3390 nucleotides. NCBI's taxonomy places the organism in Eukaryota, Phaeophyceae, Ectocarpales, Ectocarpaceae. The record is from the annotation of a GenBank genome assembly.
AUGGCGGGUGAUGCUGCUGCGCUGCCGCUGAUCGGCUCCGGGAUCGGCUUCGAGCUGUGGUCCAGUGCCAGCGACGAGCAGCAAGACUACCGCGUCCGAAAGAUCUGCGUCGUGGCACGCAUGGCCGGGAUCGACCUCGACCUCAAGACGGGCAUGUCGGAGGAAGAGAUGGAGGCCUUCGCGCCGCUGGCCAAGGGGCUUGUCCUCAAGGUCUGCAGGCCGGGGCAGGCGGCGCCCGUUGGGGGCGAGGAGGCGGUGACCCAGAGCAACGCCAUCCUGAGGACCCUGGCGAUGGCGAAGGCGGACUCUUCGCUGUACGGAAGGAGCGAGUUCGAGUCGGCCCAGGCGGACCAGUGGCUAGAGACGUGCUGGAAGGAGCUGGAGGUCCCGGCGCAGGCGCUAGCGGCGGCUUCGGGUAACCAGGCCGUCAUCGCCGAGGCUAAGCGGCACCUGCUGUCCUUCCUGGCUACGGCCAACGCCACGCUCUCUACGAGCACUUUCUUGGUGGGCGAGCGCACGACCAUCGCGGACGUGGGCCUCGCGUGCGCCGCGAGAGAUCUCAUCGAGGGCAGCGUCGCAGGAGGGGCUGCAUCCCUCGGCGCGAGAGAUCUGGCGGGCCUCCCCCACGUCCUGCGGUGGUACCGAACCGUCACCCAUCACCCCGCAUUCUCUGCAACGGCGGUGGCGGCGGCACCCGCACCCGCUGCUUCCGCGCGCGGGCUUGCCGGGGCCAAGGGACAGGGGAAGCAAAAGCAGGUGCCGCCGGCGGCGGCAGCUGUCAAGGCCGCGGCGGGAGCGGCGGCGGGUGCGGGGGCCGGUGCCGCGGGGGAUGAGCCCCUUCCGGUCGUCGGAGAAAGCGGAGAUCUGAUGUCGAGCGCGUCGGUGGUCCAGGGUUCCAGGCGUCUCGAGGUCGCGCCGGCCAGGUUCAGGAGGAAGAGGGUGAGGGUGAGGGAGCUGCUGGCCAGCGGGACGUCGGUGGUGGGGCAGAAGGCGGUGGUGAAGGGCUGGCUGAGGACGGCCAGGGCGGCGAGCAAGGGGGCUCUGCUGUUCCUGGUGGUGGAUGACGGGUCUUGUUCGGGCACGGUGCAGGUGGUGGUGUCGAAGGGAGCGCCUGGAUUCGACGCGGCCGCCAGUUGCGGGGGAGUGGGCGCGUCCGUGUCGGUGCUGGGGACGGUAGUUGCCUCCAAGGGCAAGGGGCAGGACGUGGAGAUCAAGGCUGACGAAGUCGAGGUGCUUGGGUGCGUCUACGAGCCGGACGGGACUGUUGGAGCUUCCACCUAUCCCCUGGCGAAGAAGGCCCACUCCCUGGAGUUCCUCCGCAGUAUUGCUCACCUAAGACCCAGGACGAAGAUGCACUCGGCAGCCAUGCGCGUGCGCCACGCCAUGGCCUUCGCCACCCACAAGUUCUUCAACGACAGAGGCUUUCUCUACAUCCACACGCCGAUCGUAACCGGGGCCGAUUGCGAGGGGGCGGGUGAGCAGUUCGCAGUGUCUACGCUUUUGCCCGACGCUGGUGGCGAGGAGGGCAACGGGCAUGCGGCGGCGGCGGGCGGAGGUCCUCCGAUGACUCCGGCGGGGGCGGUGGAUUACUCGAAGGACUUUUUCGCUCGGCGUACGUGCCUGACGGUGUCGGGACAGCUCAACGUAGAGACCCAUGCGUGUUCCCUGGGGGACGUUUACACGUUCGGACCAACUUUCCGAGCGGAGAACAGCCACACCUCCAGGCACUUGGCCGAGUUCUGGAUGAUCGAGCCCGAGGUGGCCUUCGCUGAUCUGAAGGACGACAUGGAUCUGGCGGAGGACUACCUCAAGUACCUCGUGGCCUACGCGCUCGGACACUGCCAGGGGGACCUAGAGUUCUUCGAGACGUGUCCGGGGGGAGAGCCCGGCCUAAGAGAACGACUCAAGAACGUGCUGCAGAACGAUUUCGUCAGGAUGACGUACACCGAGCUGGUGGACCUCGUGCGAAAGGACGCCAAGGAGGGCAAGGUGGAGUUCAGUGUCAUACCCGAGUGGGGAGAUGACCUGGGCUCGGAGCACGAACGCUACGUGGCGGAAAAGGUGUACAACGCACCGUGCAUCGUGACCGACUACCCGAAGGACAUCAAGGCUUUCUACAUGAAGCUCAACCCGGACGGGAAGACUGUGGCUGCCAUGGACAUCCUCGUGCCCAAGAUCGGUGAGAUCAUCGGCGGAUCCCAGCGAGAAGAAGACCUGGGCAAGCUGACGAAGCGUGCGAAGGAGAUGAACCUCCCAGAAGACUCCAUCUCGUGGUACCUCGACCUCAGGCGGUACGGCACUAUCCAGCACGCGGGCUUCGGGCUCGGUUUCGAGCGGCUGGUCAUGUUCGCCACGGGCAUCGAGAACAUCCGUGACGUCAUCCCCUUCCCCCGGUACCCGGGCCACGCCUCCUUCUGAUUCCUCGGUGCUGCUUGUUGGCGGCGGCCUGUGAGGUUGCAAAAGUCACGCCUCCUUCUGAUUCCUCGCUGCUGUUAGUUGGCGGCCUGUUCUGUUGCAAUUUCACGGCUCGUUCUGGUCAUUCUCAGGUUGUUGGUGGCGGCCUGUUCUGUUGCAAGGUCACGCCUCGUCCCGAUUAUUCGCUGCAUGUUGGCGGCCGGGAAGGAUUGCGUUUUCCUGAGGAUAUUGUCUGGGGCUGCCAGCAGGUCUAACCUUUCGGUGGUUCGGGUGGGUCGUGACUCUUCCCAAGUUGUUCGUUCACUCAACCAAGCUGCGCCGUACCCAGUUUUUCAUUUUGCGUCCUCGUUGUUCGGUGUUGUAUGAGUAUUUCAGUCUGCAGUCAAACCAGAAUCGUACCGGCGAUGCGAGACCCCAACGGCCGCCUUUUUGUGCCUGCUUGGCAAGCAACCGGGAGCUUGAAGGGAAACGUCUAUCGCUGUUGGAAUGAUCCGCUGAAUAUACAUUGGUCACCGUGUCUACGGCUGGUGUUGUUUUUUCGUAGUUCCAGACUCCAAAAGGAUUAAGGAAAGGACCCCUGGUGGCCGAGAUUGCGAGAGAUGGCGUCGACACUGCUUGCGAGGGUGUCCUUCUUGCCAGGAUUGGAUUCGCGGGUGCAGAGGUGGCAAGAAUUGGUGUUUUUUGUGUUGGACGUUGGUACAUCCUGACCGCCGGGUACUUUACCCUGGGGGAAAAGCUGCCAGCUUUUCAAUUUUUUCGUCGCUUUUUAUUGUCUGCCCACUGUUUUUUACAUGUUUCUUGGAUAUGCAUUUGCAAACAUGAAAGUAUUCGGUAAACGUGAACGUCUUGCGUAUAUGAAUGUCUAUGUUGCCGUAGCGCACUAUUAGCUGUUUCGACGUACUCAUCAUGAGGCGCGCUUCCUCGCGUUGGGGGUACUUCGUAUGGAACAAUGUUGGGACGGAGCAAUACUCAUUU